AUGGGUAAACCUAACUCCAAAAAAUAUUUGGAAAAUAUAAAAAUUGUUGACAGAGGAAUAGAAAGAAUUGUUAAUUUAUUUGAAAAUUAUUUUAAUGAUAGAAGGUUUUUUAAUUUAAAUAAUUUAAAUUUAUUUUUUAGAACAGUUUAUUUAUUUACUUCGGAUCAUGGAAUGACUGAUUGGGGUUCUCAUGGUAUUAAACUUUAUUUUUUUUUAAUUUUUAUUCUAUUUUUUUUGUUGUCCUUAAAACAUUAA
Messenger RNA from Meloidogyne enterolobii, 255 nucleotides. Lineage: Eukaryota; Metazoa; Nematoda; Chromadorea; Rhabditida; Meloidogynidae. The record is from the annotation of a GenBank genome assembly.